Molecule: messenger RNA, 1267 nt
Organism: Hibiscus syriacus
Lineage: Eukaryota; Viridiplantae; Streptophyta; Magnoliopsida; Malvales; Malvaceae
Product: MYB-like transcription factor ODO1
Exons: 2
Coding region: 37-828 (263 amino acids)
Source: RefSeq, a predicted model, not a curated record
AGAUGUGGGGCUUACAGAAUUGGUGGGAAUAAAGUUAUGGGUAGGCAGCCUUGCUGUGACAAACUUGGUGUGAAAAAAGGGCCAUGGACGGCUGAGGAAGACAAGAAACUCGUCAACUUUAUACUCACCAAGGGCCAGUGUUGCUGGCGCGCCGUCCCUAGGCUUGCUGGCCUCCGCCGCUGUGGGAAGAGCUGCCGACUUCGGUGGACUAAUUACCUUCGGCCUGAUUUGAAGAGAGGCCUUCUUUCCGAGACUGAAGAACAGUUGGUGAUUGAGCUUCAUGCCUGUCUUGGAAAUAGGUGGUCCAAGAUUGCAGCCAGGUUGCCAGGAAGAACUGAUAAUGAGAUCAAGAAUCACUGGAACACCCACAUCAAGAAAAAGCUUAUUAAAAUGGGAAUCGACCCCGUAACUCACCAACUCUUGAACAAAGAAGCCAAACCCCAACAAACUUCUUCCCAUGCUCAUCAUCAUUCUGCACACAUUCAUAUUACUGAUGACCAAGGCAUCGGAGCCAGUUCAUCAGAGGAUAAUAAUUCCAGUACUACACCAACUGAGGACUCCAAUUUGUUAGACACCAUUUGCAACGAUGAAUCUCUAUUGAAUAGCUUAUGGAUGGACGACGAACCGCCCCUUGUCGAUGCAUCUUGGACCAGUAUACCCGCAGGAGAAUCUAACUCUAACAUGUCAAGUUUGCCAUCUUGGGACAACUGUUCAUGGUUGUUGGAUUGUCAGGAUUUUGGUGUUAAUGACUUUGGCUUCGAUUACCUAAACGACAUUGAAUUAAACACCAUGAACACGCUUGGGAUGGGCGACAAAACAGUGGCCUGAAGCACCAUAGUUGAAGUUCUGAGUAAAGGAAGUCAAAGCUUCAAGUUAGGUGCACAUGUUACCAAAAGUAUUAGUUAGGUCUCAGUGUUGAUAUUAUCUUCCUCUUCUUUUUUUUCUCUCUUCAUAACAUUAUUAUUGGAAGGUCCAAGGUAUCUACCAAAUUGAAAAAAGUAUACCAUAGUUGAUGUCAUAUUUAAAGUUUUAACUUAAUUGAUCCUACUAUACGCAAAAAUGUGUUAUCAUAUCUUAAUUGGUUCAAGGACUAGGAAGCAAGGCCAAGUAUUAUUGGGAAUCUGUCUAAUUCUUAAGAAUUAGUUUGGUAGAUAUCAUAGUGAUGGAUAGAUCACUUACGUUCAAGGCUUUUUUUUUUUUUUUGAGGAAGUAGAAAUGGGCAGAUUUUGUAUCAUAAAUAUUUGGGUGAAGUACACAAAUUGUCCCA